Messenger RNA from Rubroshorea leprosula, 1786 nucleotides. NCBI's taxonomy places the organism in Eukaryota, Viridiplantae, Streptophyta, Magnoliopsida, Malvales, Dipterocarpaceae. The record is from the annotation of a GenBank genome assembly.
UCCUCUCCUCCAUCGUGUAAAAAAACCCUAAUUCCAUCCCCAACUCUCCUCUGUUUCCAACUAAUUCAUAACCCAUGAUCAGAUUGGAUGUGAUUGGAGCAGUUCAAUUAUCCAUGUAGAGAACUACUCGCCACCGGGUUGUUUUAGAUUUGAACGGUCGGAAAUGGAAGCUAACAUUUGUGACAUCAAUCACUUAGAUGCUGAUGCACUUCUGCCUCCACGUAAGCGACUGCUUGCAGGAUUCAAGAAGCAAAGUUCCAAUAGUAACGGUGUCCCAGAACAACCUACUGUUGCUACACCAUCUACAGAUUCUCCAGCAUCACCUACGCCUUCUACUUGUUCUUCUUCAAGUGAUUAUAACACCCACCUUAAUAAAUUAUUGACUUCCCAUGUGCAUGACACAAAUCUUUCUCCUGAGGAGAUUUUGGAGGCCUCAAGGUCAGCAGCGAUUGCUGCUGCUAAGGUUGCUGAGGCUGCCAGAGCUGCUGCAGAGGAGAAGGCUGCAAUUGCAGCAAAAGCAUGGGCUGCAGCUAAGAGUGCUUUGGACUUGGUAGCAUCAUUUUCUGAAGAGACGGCAAGCAGGGACAGACACCUAAAAAAGAACAAGCUGAAGAAGCAUGUUCCAGUUCAACUCUUGUACAAGAAGCACCGUCCCAUUGAGAAUCAUAGGACAGAUGAAGACUUGGCCCGUAGGUUGCAUCGAGUUAUGAACAGCUCUCCAAGAAUUUCGAGGAAUUCAUCAAGUUCUGAAUGGAAGGGGCAUAAACAUAAAAGGCCAAAGAGUUUGCCUACUCACGAUAAAGCAAAAGUUUCCAAUGGGAGCUUGGUUUUGAGAAGGAGCCCACCAUCCACUAGCAAUGGCUAUGCUGUGGCAGGUGUUAUUGACUCUGAUGACUCCACUCCAGAGGUUUCUGUUAAAGAAGAUGCAAACGAAGCCAAAUAUGAUACAACUGGACAACCAGAGUUAGGUAAUGGAGAAGCAGAAUCGAGUUAUUCAAAGGAAAAACCUUGUGAAGAUACACAUUCCCCAGGUAAAAAGAGGGGAAGGGUGAAGCUGAAAAAAUUGCCCUUAAGCAUUUGUUCGUAUAGGGAUCAAGUGAAUCCCAAGGAAGAUAUGACUACCAAAACCUCUCCGUUGACAGAUAAGAAUGUGGGCAAUCCUGCUUCUGGUAGUAAACCCAUGUUUUCUCUGGAGCCAUCUGCUGAUGGAGUUAUUUCAAUGGAGGCACCACCAAUGUGGAAAUGCCAGGAGUUUAAGGCCCCUGCAUGUAUCAAACAAAACAAAGUCAUGCAAUGAUAAUGUUCCACUGCCACUCUUGUGACAGAUGGCUUCAAAGAUAGAAGUUGAUAGUUGAGGUAGGAUUCAAGAAGCUCAUUUAUAGGAUCGUCUUUAUUUCAUUUAUCUUUUUGCUCAUCCUUGGGUUUGUGGAGUUGGCUGGCUGUAUAUUUAAAUGUUGAGUUGCUCGCAUCUACAGUUUACAUUUCAAACAUUGGCGAUGCACAAAAUAACAGCAGUAUUUGAAGCUGUGAUAGGAGAGGAGAGUUAUGCAAUAAAUCAGAUAGCUGCUAGUUGAUUUUCCUUUUUUUUGUUCCCCUUUUUUUGGCAUUUUCAUCCCGCUUUGGGGAUGAUGAUAGGUGUAUAGUUUCUUAUUAUGUACUCUUUAUCUUUGAAAUUCAUGUUGUAUCAGACUUUUGAACGGCUUUCAUUGCUGCUGUUUUAAGUAUGUUAUUAAUGGAAGGAGCAGUUUUCAUAAUGUUAUGAGUUUAAUGAAGGAGAUUCAUUAAG